AUGGAGUCAACAAAGAGCGGCGACGACUCGUCAGUGGUCAUCGUGACCCCGGCUGAGACUGAGCCUGAAGUCAAGGAGGAGAAGACAGAGACAAAGACAGAGUCCACAGAGUCCACAGAGGAUGAGGAGAAGAAGGAGGAAGAGAAGGAAAAGGUUAUGGUCGGUCUUUUGGCUGAUACCAAGGAUCUCUACGCCAAGUACGACGAGCACGGUGAUCGAUCAUGGACAGACAAGUAUCCCACAGAUCUUGAGGAGGCGGCUGAGAAUGAGGAGACUCAGAAGUACGCCGUCAUUAUCCGCAAGAAGAAGCCCAAGGAGGCCGACUCCAACAAGCCCCUCAUCAUCGACAGUCUCGUCGUCCAGUCUCCCUACCUCAAGCGCGUCCUCGGCAAGGUCUUUGAUGGGUACCCUGGUGUCUUUUGCGGUGUAUCCCGACUCAAGUUCCAUGCCCCUUUCGAGUGCUUCGUUCACCGCUGGGACAAGUUCUCCGCAGCCAAGGAUGACACCACCUAUGAUGAGGCCACUCGAGAGCAUGUCACUCUGCUGUACAACAUCAUGAAGGAGGAGCUUGGUGAGAUUAUCCAGCUUCGAGAGGAUUACUUCAAGAACAGAGCUGUUGCUUUUGAGCACAUCUGGACUCUGUUCCCUCCUGGCUGCACUGUCUGGGGCUCUGAGAAGGGCAAGCCUGUGGCUGUCAAGUUCAACGCGGGCCACUUUGGGAAGAACAACUGCGGUGUCACUUUCUACAUCUUGCAGUGCAAGAUCAUUGACUGGGAUGGCAAGUACAUGGGCUGGACCGAUCUCACCUUGAGGAUCCCCGAGUUCUUUGGUACUGUGCCCUUCUCGGAGCUUCCUUGCUAUCCUCUCGAGUAUCACCCUCGCGUUGAUGCCGCCAAGGCGCUGUUGACGGAGCGCGGCCGCAAGUUUGAUGAGCUUGGUGGUUACUGCUACAAGUCGUACAACGGCACGGCUAUCUGGCACGUCAACUCUGAAAAGACUCGCAAGGAGACGGUUCAGUCGCGCAUUGUUAUUGAUGGAGCCAACUGGGAGAAGUUGAACCCCGACCACACUGUCUGGCUCAGCCCCAUUCACACCAGCGAAGACUUUAGCGACGAAAAGGAUGAGGACGCUGGGCCUAAUGCCGCUCCCCAGCGGCCUCCCCUGACUGAGGACCAGCUCCUCAUGACAUACCCCAUGGUCAGGGGCUACUCGCUCAAGAACAAGCGAUGGAUGGAGUUCUUUAUCGACGACGUCUCCGAGGUCAAGUUCAACGACCAGGCCUUUGAGUCUCUUGUCCUUCCCAAAGACCAGAAGGAUCUGAUCCUCGCCUUCGCCGAGAGCCAGGUCAAGUACAAGAACGUGUUUGACGACAUCAUCUCUGGCAAGGGCAAGGGUAUCAUCAUGUUGCUUUCCGGUGGUCCCGGUAUCGGCAAGACUCUGACGGCUGAGUCGGUGGCCGAGGAGAUGAAGGUGCCUCUGUACAUCAUGAGCGCUGGUGAUCUCGGCAGCGAUGCGUACGAUAUCGAGGAGAACCUUGGCCGCAUCCUGGAGAUGGUGGCUAACUGGAAUGCUGUCCUCUUGCUGGACGAGUGCGACGUCUUCCUCGAGGCUCGAUCUCCUCACGAUAUCGAGCGUAACCGAAUCGUGUCCAUCUUUCUGCGAACGCUCGAGUACUACGAGGGCAUCCUCUUCCUCACUACCAACCGCGUGAAGAACAUGGAUUCUGCCUUCCAGAGCCGAAUUCACAUGUCUCUCGAGUACCCUCCCCUCGACCGAUCUUCUCGGGAGGCCGUCUGGCGGGGCUUCCUCAACCGCGCCGUCAGCCUCGACGCCAAGGUCGCUGGUGGAGCCGCCCACGACAUUACUGAGGAUGAGACCAAGGCUCUGGCUGGCUUGGAGCUCAACGGUCGCCAGAUCAAGAACGUGCUCAAGACAGCCAAUCUUCUGGCUUGCCACAAGGGGCAGAAGCUGUCGUUCGAGCACUUGCGGACUGUCCUCCGGGUUGAGGGUCACUCCCUGUGA
This is a messenger RNA of Fusarium vanettenii 77-13-4, 2022 nucleotides long. RefSeq lists its product as uncharacterized. Gene Ontology annotation, molecular function: ATP hydrolysis activity; ATP binding. The record is from RefSeq and is a predicted model, not a curated record. The coding region runs from base 1 to 2022 and encodes 673 amino acids. The transcript is spliced from 3 exons. Lineage: Eukaryota; Fungi; Ascomycota; Sordariomycetes; Hypocreales; Nectriaceae.